This is a messenger RNA of Chlorocebus sabaeus (green monkey), 7320 nucleotides long. RefSeq names its product RNA binding motif protein 20 (gene RBM20). NCBI's taxonomy places the organism in Eukaryota, Metazoa, Chordata, Mammalia, Primates, Cercopithecidae. Gene Ontology annotation, cellular component: nucleus. The record is from RefSeq and is a predicted model, not a curated record. Gene Ontology annotation, molecular function: RNA binding; zinc ion binding.
UUUUGCUAGACGAAUAUUUAUUUUGAAUGGUUUUAGUUUAUGUUUCUACUUGCCAGUGAAAUUGAACAUUCUGUCAUAUAAUUUUUCCAUUGGAGUUUUUUUCAAAUGAGUAUGUGUGAGCACAGGUUUUUGCAGAUUCACUUGUAUGUGAGACCUGUGUGGGAAGGUCUUGUUUAUGUCGGGGGGUGGACUACAGAUAACAAACAACAGCCCCUUGCCCCCCUCACUGAAAACGAGCUGUGCAUCUAGACCUCUGUCUUCCCGCAGUGCCGCCAAGCUCCUGGACAAGAACCCGUUCUCGGUCAGUAACCCGAACCCUCUGCUUCCUUCACCUGCCAGUCUCCAACUGGCUCAACUGCAGGCCCAGCUCACCCUCCACCGGCUGAAGCUGGCACAGACAGCUGUCACCAACAACACUGCGGCCGCCACAGUCCUGAACCAAGUCCUCUCCAAAGUGGCCAUGUCCCAGCCUCUCUUCAAUCAACUGAGGCAUCCGUCUGUGAUCAGCGCCCCCCACGGCCAUGCUGGGGUGCCCCAACAUGCUGCAACCAUACCCAGUACCCGGUUUCCCUCUAAUGCAAUUGCCUUUUCACCCCCCAGCCAGACACGAGGUCCUGGACCCUCCAUGAACCUUCCCAAUCAGCCCCCCAAUGCCAUGGUGAUGCAUCCUUUCACUGGGGUAAUGCCUCAGACCCCUGGCCAGCCAGCAGUCAUCUUGGGCAUUGGCAAGACUGGGCCUGCUCCAGCUACAACAGGAUUCUAUGAGUAUGGCAAAGCCAGCUCUGGCCAGACAUAUGGCCCUGAAACAGAUGGUCAACCUGGCUUCCUGGCAGCCUCGGCCUCAACCUCGGGCAGCGUGACCUAUGAAGGGCACUACAGCCACACAGGGCAGGAUGGUCAAGCUGCCUUUUCCAAAGAUUUUUACGGACCCAACUCCCAAGGUUCACAUGUGGCUGGUGGAUUUCCAGCUGAACAGGCUGGGGGCCUGAAAAGCGAGGUCGGGCCACUGCUGCAGGGCACAAACAGCCAAUGGGAGAGCCCCCAUGGAUUCUCUGGCCAAAGCAAGCCUGAUCUCACAGCAGGUCCCAUGUGGCCUCCACCCCCCAACCAGCCCUAUGAGCUGUAUGACCCCGAGGAACCAACCUCAGACAGGACACCUCCUUCCUUCGGGGGUCGGCUUAACAACAGCAAACAGGGUUUUAUCGGUGCUGGGCGGAGGGCCAACGAGGAACAGGCGUUGCUCUCUGUGCGGCCCCUGCAGGCUCAGGAGCUGAACGACUUUCACGGUGUGGCCCCCCUCCACUUGCCACAUAUCUGUAGCAUCUGUGACAAGAAGGUGUUUGAUUUGAAGGACUGGGAGCUGCAUGUGAAAGGGAAGCUACACGCUCAGAAAUGCCUGGUCUUCUCUGAAAAUGCUGGCAUCCGGUGUAUACUUGGUUCGGCAGAGGGAACAUUGUGUGCUUCUCCUAACAGCACAGCUGUUUAUAGCCCUGCUGGGAAUGAAGAUUAUGCCUCAAAUCUUGGAACAUCAUACGUGCCCAUUCCAGCAAGGUCAUUUGCUCAGUCAAGCCCCACAUUUCCUUUGGCUUCUGCGGGGACAACUUUUGCACAGCGGAAAGGGGCUGGCCGCGUGGUGCACAUCUGCAAUCUCCCUGAAGGAAGCUGCACUGAGAAUGACGUCAUUAACCUGGGGCUGCCCUUCGGAAAGGUCACCAAUUACAUCCUCAUGAAGUCGACUAAUCAGGCCUUUUUAGAGAUGGCUUACACAGAAGCUGCGCAGGCCAUGGUCCAGUAUUAUCAAGAAAAAUCUGCUGUGAUCAAUGGUGAGAAGUUGCUCAUUCGGAUGUCCAAGAGAUACAAGGAAUUGCAGCUCAAGAAACCCGGGAAGGCUGUGGCUGCCAUCAUCCAGGACAUCCAUUCCCAGAGGGAGAGGGACAUGUUCCGGGAAGCAGACAGAUAUGGCCCAGAAAGGCCACGGUCUCGUAGUCCGGUGAGCCGGUCACUCUCCCCGAGAUCCCACACUCCCAGCUUCACCUCCUGCAGCUCUUCCCACAGCCCUCCGGGCCCCUCCCGGGCUGACUGGGGCAAUAGCAGGGACUCCUGGGAGCACUCUCCCUAUGCCAGGAGGGAGGAAGAGCGAGACCCGGCUCCCUGGAGGGAGAACGGGGAUGACAAAAGGGACAGGAUGGACCCCUGGGCACAUGACCGCAAACACCACCCCCGGCAACUGGACAAGGCUGAGUUGGACGAGCGACUGGAAGGAGGGAGGUCCCACCGAGAGAAGUACCUGAGGUCUGGAUCUCCCAACCCGCCCCACUCUGUGUCCAGCUACAAAAGCCGCGAAGAUGGCUACUACCGGAAAGAGCCCAAAGUCAAGUUGGACAAGUAUCUGAAGCAGCAGCAGGAUGGCCCUGGGAGGUCCAGGAGGAAGGACGAGGCCAGGCUGCGGGAAAGCAGACACCCCCAUCCCGAUGACUCAGGCAAGGAAGAUGGGCUGGGGCCAAAGGUCACUAGGGCCCCUGAGGGCGCCAAGUCCAAGCAGAAUGAGAAAAAUAAAACCAAGAGACCUGAUAGAGACCAAGAAGGAGCUGAUGAUAGAAAAGAAAACACAGUGGCAGAGAAUGAGGCUGGAAAAGAGGAACAGGAGGGCGUGGAAGAAAGCCCUCAAUCAGUGGACAGACAAGAGAAAGAAGCAGAGUUCUCUGAUCCGGAAAACACAAGGACAAAGAAGGAACAAGAUUGGGAGAGUGGAAGUGAGGCAGAGGGGGAGAGCUGGUAUCCCACGAACAUGGAGGAGCUGGUGACAGUGGACGAGGUUGGGGAAGAAGAAGAUUUUAUCAUGGAACCAGACAUCCCAGAGCUGGAAGAAAUUGUGCCCAUUGACCAGAAAGACAAAAUCUGCCCAGAAACAUGUUCAUGUGUGACAACCACCUUAGACCUAGACCUGGCCCAGGAUUUCCCCAAGGAGGGAGUCAAGGCCGUAGGGAAUGGGGCUGCAGAAAUCAGCCUCAAGUCACCCAGAGAACUGCCCUGUGCUUCCACAAGCUGUCCCAGUGACAUGGACGUGGAAAUGCCUGGCCUAAAUCUGGAUGCUGAGCGGAAGCCAGCUGAAAGUGAGACAGGCCUCUCCCUGGAGGAUUCAGAUUGCUACGAGAAGGAGGUAAAGGGAGUGGAGAGCUCAGAUGUUCAUCCAGCCCCUACAGUCCAGCAAAUGUCUUCCCCUAAGCCAGCAGAGGAGAGGGCCCGGCAGCCAAGCCCAUUUGUCGAUGAUUGCAAGACCAGGGGGACCCCUGAAGAUGGGGCUUGCGAAGGCAGCCCUCUGGAGGAGAAAACCAGCCCCCCCAUCGAAACCGACCUCCAAAGCCAAGCUUGCCAAGGAGUGUUGACCCCGGAAAACUCCAGGUAUGUGGAAAUGAAAUCUCUGGAGGUGAGGUCACCAGAGUACACUGAAGUGGAACUGAAACAGCCCCUUUCUUUGCCUUCUUGGGAACCAGAGGAUGUGUUCAGUGAACUUAGCAUUCCUCUAGGGGUGGAGUUCGUGGUUCCCAGGACUGGCUUUUAUUGCAAGCUGUGUGGGCUGUUCUACACGAGUGAGGAGACAGCGAAGAUGAGCCACUGCCGCAGUGCUGUCCACUACAGGAACUUACAGAAAUAUUUGUCCCAGCUGGCCGAGGAGGGCCUCAAGGAGACGGAGGGGGCAGGUAGCCCGAGGCCGGAGGACAGUGGAAUCGUGCCACGCUUCGAAAGGAAAAAGCUCUGAUGCUCCUGCUUCUACUGCUGCUGCAAGGUUGGAAAGGAGAGCUUGCCGAAGCGGCGCCUUCCUGAUUCUGGGGACAGGACUAAAGCCUGAGAGGAAGGAAAACCAAGCAGGGCACAUUGCUUGCGUUUGUUCCCAGAGACUCAGUGAAAUGCCCCUGAAAUGUCUCCAGGAGCCAAGUCACCCAGGUGUGUCCAGCCCACUGAGGGCCACCAACUCUCUCCCUGUUGACUCUUGUUUCUCUCAAACCAUCUUUCAAUUUGUUUUUCUCUCUUUUCCUCUUGUUCUCUCUCUCCCUCUCUCCUUAUGUGCCAAGAAUCAUUUCCUUUUCACAAAACCCAACUUCUCAGGGAUUUUCACAGUGUUUAAAUUCUUGAUAGGAUCGAAUACGUCAGGCCUGGCUGAGUCACGCAAGGAAAAGGUUUAAUGGAAACUCCUGGGUCAGGCGAACCCCUGCAGUGAGUCUACAGCAGUAUCUCUGUCUGGUGUCCUGUGUAUCCCCUGCGUUGGGGAGCUGAGUCGGGUCUGCAGUCCCGAUGAGGGGACAUCACGGACAAUCUGUUGGCAGAGCUGGGAGGGACUUCAUUAACCUCUUCCUCCAGCUGGGCCACCCUUUUGAAAAGCCCCUGUUUUUAAUAACUCUUUCAUCCUCUCAGUUCUUCUAGAAGUCUGCCAGACUUAUGCCUUAAAGUAAAAUAAAAUGAAUUUUAGAGAAGAUGAAAAGAGCCCUUCAUUGUGGAAGCUCUGAUAAGUUUCCUCCAAACUUACUUCCCUCCUCUUGAUUUUAGGAGAUGUCAGGGUUUGUUCUAUUCUGGACAAUGAAUUUGGUACAAAUUCACUAUAAUUAAAAAUAAAAACAGAAGCAUCUUCCUCCAGCUAAAGCAGCAGUUGGCGUGGGUUUAGGUGGAAUGCUGGCCUUUCUGCAAUGUGUAGCAUUGGCUUGAGACACAGUUCCAGGCUGUGGAAAACAGAGUUGUUUUUGGGGGUUAAAUGAGCUUAUUUAAGUCAAGGAAACAUCAUCUGUCCUUCACUCAGCCGUAGUGCCUGCACUCUGGGGUACAACCUCCUCUCAAUGGGAUGGUUUUUAAAUGGCCCUCCAGUUGGGGGAGAAGCUAAGGAAAGAGAAGGCUGCAGAGCCAAAGAGUGGCAUUGAAGUUUGCUGGGUGUCUGUAGGUGGACCCUUUCCAGCUGGGCAGAUAGUUGAGGGUUCCUUGGGUUUGACUGCCUGUGCAGACUUUGAUACCAAAAUGUUAUGAAAAGUCCUGAUUCCCACUGCUCUUUCUGGUACUGGAGGGUGGGUACCUUCAGGCUGUGGGGUCUGUAGUCUGAUAUUCCAUUGAAAGGGUAUGGGAUAAAGGUGCUGGGGGAAAUGAGGCUUGGCCACAGCCAUAGAGAGGCCCUCGGGCAGGUAAGAAGGGGGCCUGGAGCUGUUUUCCUAAGCUGAGAUACUCUCCUGAAAGCACCCUUCAUAGCUUAGCCCAGGAAAAAUAAAACAAGGAAGACAGGUCACUCUCCCCUAGGCAGUUCCUGUUGUUUCAUUCCUGACCUUGGGCAGGCAGAUUGAGAAGGGACUGUGUAGGGUUUUGUUUUGUUUUGUUUUCAUUUUCCUUUUUAUGGCAUGUGAGAUCAUACUGCACAUUCUGUCCUCUGUACUAAUAGAGGAAGGGCAGAGAGAUUAGUUCAAGGCUGACAUUUUAUAUCAGGUAACUGAGGCACACAAAGGGAACAAAUGAAGAACAUAAAAUGAUCAGUGUAAACCUGAAAGCAUGCAGUCAUUGGCAAGGGACAUACUCAUGGGAGCUGGUGAGAGAGAACAGUUAAGGCAAGCACCAGGUGAAAGCGGACCAGCUUGAACAGGUGUGAUGCGGAGACGUUGGAAGAAGCAAGAAACCUGAACUCAUCAUCAUCAUCAGACUAUUAAAUAAAAUUUAUAGGAGGCUGUUGGUUUGAACUGAGCUCCUGCACUAGGCCCAACAGACCAAAACAAAAGGGAGUCACUCAUGUUAAAGUUCUGUCUUCCAAGAAAUCAGGAGAGAGAGAGAGAGAAAGAGAAUAGCCAAAUCCCCAAACAGGCCAGUUUUAACCAGCAUGAUGAAGAAGUGUCCUUGGUUUUAACCUUUAUAAGGAAAGCAACUUUGAGAUGACCAGUCUGGUUUUUGUUCUUUGUGUCUGCUUUCCUCAGCCCUUUUCUGUCUAUAAAGCCAACCUCCUCCGCUCAGCUCCUGGGAACACUCAUUCUAUUUUAUAGAAUGACGUGUUGCCCAAUUCUAGAAUCAAAAAUAAAAGCCAGCUAAGAUCUUUAAAGUAAAUUUGUUGUAAUUUUAUCUUUUGAGAAGACCAUAUGGGGGCUGCUGAAAAGUUGGUAUCUCAAAUAAAGUCUGAAGAUCGUGGCUCAGCCCAGAUUGUUCCCCUGGAACUCCACAGGUUUGAACCUGGCAUUCUGGACACCAGCUCUGCCUCCUCCAUUUCUCAGAAAACCUUUGAUCUUGUGUGUCUUUCUUGCCACUGAAGGGAAUUCUGGGGGCAGUUCUUUGGCCUUCUUGCUGAACUUUGCUGGACAUAGCGUACAAUUUUUAUGGGGCAGUUCUUUGGCCUUCUUGCUGAACGUUGCUGGAAAUAGCAUACAAUUUUUAUCAGAGGCUAGAACUGUACAUUAUCGGAGAGACUGGACACUUUAUCCCCUAGCAAAGUGGGAGCAGACUUCACCAGCUCAUUCUGCUUCACCCCUGCCUUCCCCCAACCCCCAUCCCCAGCAGCAUUUCCAUGGAAAUCCAGAUGGUCGUGUAGUGUUAUGGCUCCCAUGUGAUAGACUGGCCUUCAUAUUGGAAAGCUAGGGAGGGCCCCAGGAGGGAGAGAGAUAAGGCACUAUCUGCAUUCAAUCAGAACCUUCAGUUUAAAAUCAUCUAAGAGUCUAUACUUGUGUGUACAUAUGUAUUUAUUUUUAUUUAUUUUUAUACAUUUCCAUUGGCAUGGUCCUUCACCGACCCUAUGAUUUGCACUUUUUAUUCCUACGUGUGCCACACACAAUGCAGUAUUAAAGGCAACCAGGAAAAUAUUGAUUUGUUUUUUAAAGCUUUUUUUCAGUGUUUUGUCAGCCAUUUCAAAGUGUCUCCCAGAAAACGAUGCUGAAGAGCAAUUGCUACCUUGAGCAACAGAUUCCUAUUUACUCCAGGUUAAUAUAACAAAAGGCCUGUAUAAUUUUCUUUUCAUUGUUAACACCCAAAAUAGCAUCUAUCUAGACAGUAUCCCCAAAGAAUUUGGAAAAUUUGAUGGUGUGAGCAGCAGCAAUUAGUAUCAGGGUUUCCCAUUCUUGGACAGUCCGAGGCUGUGACCUGUUAGAUAAUUAGAUUAUACUUGAACUGGACCAGAGUUUGUUUUUUGAAUUUAUGAGAAAAACAAAAACACUAAGUUAAUUUAAGUUUGAACUUGUAAAGUAUUGAAAUUCGUUGAGUGUCCUAUAAAUUGUCACGACUUUUCCUGAUCUGUAUAACUGACUGCAAAGUGUUUGUUUUUACAAAAGAGAAAAGAAAAGAUUUUUAAUAAAGAUAAUUUGAAAGCUGUGA